Parastagonospora nodorum SN15 is the source of this 1404-nucleotide messenger RNA. RefSeq lists its product as hypothetical. Gene Ontology annotation, molecular function: dipeptidyl-peptidase activity. Bases 1 to 1404 code for a protein of 467 amino acids. The record is from RefSeq and is a predicted model, not a curated record. The transcript is spliced from 2 exons. NCBI's taxonomy places the organism in Eukaryota, Fungi, Ascomycota, Dothideomycetes, Pleosporales, Phaeosphaeriaceae.
AUGGUCAGUUGUCGCGGGACAUUUGGUUCCGCUGGUGAGUUCGACGCUUUUCGGACCGAAGUCCAAGAUGGGAAAGGUGUCGUUGAGUGGAUGAGGAAGCAACCGUGGUACACCGGUACCUUUGCUACCAUCGGAGGAUCUUACAUAGGAUAUGUUCAGUGGGCGCUGCUGUAUGAUCCGCCUAAAGACAUGGUCGCGGCGGUGCCUGGUGUUGCUCCGCACGAUUUUGCACAACCCAUCUGGGGCACCGGUGCUUUGGACCUCGAUAUCGUUCGUUGGGCGGAUAUGAUAGUGCAUCAGGAAGAUUCGUUUUCACUCUGGGAGACUUUGGGGAAGACGCGAACGCGUAGACUAGAGACUCUUUUCGAAGGCACAACACCACUGGCAUCAAACAUACAAGCUCAUCUAGAAGGAAAGUUUCCCUGGAUGGACAAGGUACUCACCAAGCCGGAUUUAUCGGAUCCCUUUUACGAGCCCAUGAAGCUUGGCCGGGCUCUCAGCCAGGCACAGAUACCCACUUUGAUCAUCGCAGGAUGGCACGACCUCUUCGUGGAGCAAUCUAUAGAGCAAUAUUUGGGACUAAAAGAGCAAGGCUGCAAAGUUGCGCUCACCGUGGGACCUUGGUCGCACACUAAAAGCGUUGUGGCAACUGAGAUGAUCCGACACGGGUUUGACUGGAUCGAAGAGCAUCUCGGGAACCGUGCGGAGGCAAAACGAACAGCUGCUGUGCAGUACUAUGUUACCGGCGCGCAAGCGUGGAAAAGUGUUUCCGACUUUCCACCGCGUACCGAAUCUAUCACCUUCUAUCUGCAUGACGGUGGGGAACUUGCAGAGAAGCCACUUUCUACCAGCUCCGGGUCUUCAACUUUUACGUUCGACCCACGCAAUCCCACUCCAGAGAUCGGAGGUAACGCUCUGUUAACCGGCGGAAGAGUCAAUGAUACAGCAUUAGCCAAACGAAGCGACGUGCUCGUGUUCGACACAGCACCACUUGAAGAAGACACCGAAAUAUGCGGCAAGCCCGCCAUUCAACUUGCCCACUCAACUAGCAGUCCUUACGUCGAUGUCUUCGUGCGAGUCAGCGAAGUCGAUGCCAAAGGGCGAUCUCACAAUAUCACCGAGACCUACAAACGUUUGGACCCAAAGCGUGCCGACGAUGAGGAGUUGAAGCUGGCGUUGAAUUUCUGCGCUCAUCGGUUUUUGAAGGGCACGAAGAUCAGGGUCGUCAUCGCAGGAGGAAAUUUCCCGCAAUAUGCGAAGAACCACGGCGUUGAGAAUAGCGAUUUGAACGGCACUGAGAUGAUUGCUGUCGAUCAUACCAUUCAUCAUAGUGAGAGUCGCAUUUCAAAUAUCGUCUUCCCAGUCGCCAGGAAGGCCUCUGACAGUGAAGCAAGACUCAAUUAG